Messenger RNA from Salvia miltiorrhiza (redroot sage), 1187 nucleotides. RefSeq names its product 50S ribosomal protein L5, chloroplastic-like. The transcript has 3 exons. Bases 223 to 1029 code for a protein of 268 amino acids. Gene Ontology annotation, molecular function: structural constituent of ribosome; RNA binding. Gene Ontology annotation, biological process: translation. The record is from RefSeq and is a predicted model, not a curated record. Gene Ontology annotation, cellular component: ribosome; cytosolic large ribosomal subunit. Lineage: Eukaryota; Viridiplantae; Streptophyta; Magnoliopsida; Lamiales; Lamiaceae.
CAAUUCAAUGUGGGACACUUCAAUAGUGAGAAUCGAGUAUGAGUUUAUUGAAUUUGUAGCCAAUGAUAGUUGUUAACCUUAUAAAAACUCACAAAAACAAAGGUAAAAAGUAUUGCCCUUGAUGGUAAAAUUUAACGGCCGUUCUUAUCCUCAUCCACACAAAACCCACGAAAAAUAGAAAUUGCAGCUUCAAACUCAAUCCCCAACUCCGCCACACCUACAAUGGCGUUAUCUCCCGCGCUAUUGCACUCCACGGCGUCGGCAUUUCAUGGCCAGUUCUCCGUCCGGCUUCCGUCCGUCAACUUCUCCGGUGUUCGCUCCGGCGGUCUCUCCGUCAAGGCGUCGUCGGUCGUCCUGGUCGAGAAAACCGAAGCCGAGAAAGUCAACCGGCUCAAGACCACUUACAUCGAGAAAAUUGUGCCGUUGCUCAAAGAAGAGUUCAAUUACACCAAUGUUCAUCAGGUCCCCAAAGUCCAAAAGAUUGUGGUGAACUGUGGAAUUGGAGAGGCUGCCCAAAAUGCGAAGGGUUUGGAUGCAGCUAUGAAUGAUUUGGCACUUAUUACUGGGCAAAGGCCGAUCAAGACAAGAGCAAAGAAGGCCAUUGCCACAUUUAAGAUUAGAGAAGGACAACCCCUUGGGAUCGCUUGCACCCUAAGAGGCAGUGUGAUGUACUCUUUUCUUGAUCGGCUCAUCAACUUGGGACUUCCUAGGACGCGUGAUUUUCAAGGGGUGAGCGCCAAUAGCUUUGAUGGAAAUGGCAACUACAGCAUUGGCUUCCGCGAGCAGACUGUGUUCCCAGAGCUCAGUUUCGACCUACUUGGCAAGCCGAGGGGAAUGGAUGUUUGCAUUGAGACAACAGCUAACACGGACAAAGAAGCUCACAGAUUGCUGGCUCUCAUGGGAAUGCCUUUUAGAGAAGGUGCUGGUGGCGGCGGUGCUCCAACCAUAAUGCGCAAGAAGAAGCUCAAGGCUCAUCACUUUGACUCGAAAUCGAAAGCAAGGUCAAAGCAGAAGACCAAGAAGAGAUAAGAACUCUUUUCUUGUUCUUGAACUUUUUUGUAUUUAUGUUAGAAACGAUGAUGAUUUUGAGUUUCUGGUUGGAAAUUCAUGUUGUUGUUUUUUGUUCUUGUGAAGUCAACUGAUUCUUGAUAUUUCGUAAUUAUAUUCUGAUGUGAUAUUUUCCGACA